Messenger RNA from Uloborus diversus, 2103 nucleotides. Its product is annotated as hemocyanin A chain-like. Gene Ontology annotation, molecular function: oxidoreductase activity. Bases 57 to 1952 code for a protein of 631 amino acids. The transcript has 9 exons. NCBI's taxonomy places the organism in Eukaryota, Metazoa, Arthropoda, Arachnida, Araneae, Uloboridae. The record is from RefSeq and is a predicted model, not a curated record.
AGAUUAGUGCAAGGACGGUCCCGGUUGUGCUCAGCUGCAAAGAAGCAAUCGUCGAGAUGACUCUCCUCCACGAGAAGCAAGUUCGUGUCCUGAAGCUCUUUGAGCGACUUAAUGUCGCUGCAACAGGCGAGAACAACAUCCCUGCCGAUCUAAUCGACAGUCGAUUAAAAACUGUCGGACAAGUGGCGGCCAACGCUUUUUUCUCAUGCUUCUUGCCCGAGCAUUUGGAGGAAGCCCGCAGACUGAUUGAAAUUCUCUACAGUGCAAACGACUUCGAAGAUUUCAUUCACUUAGCAGAGCAGGCCCGAUCAUUUGUGAACUCUACACUGUUUGCUUAUGCAGCGGAAGUUGCUCUAUUGCAUCGAAAAGAUUGCCAUGGAAUCAUUGUUCCACCCAUUCAAGAAAUCUUUGCUGACAGAUUUGUUCCUUCUGAUACCCUCAUCAGAGCGUUCAAUCUCGCCACAACUAAACCGGUUGGAGAUGAAGGUGAUAUCACUGUCGACGUGCAAGAAACAGGUAAUAUUUUGGAUCCUGAAUACAAGUUGGCCUAUUACAGGGAAGACAUUGGUGUUAAUGCACAUCAUUGGCACUGGCAUGUGGUUUAUCCUUCUGUAUACGACGCUAAGUUUUUUGGUCAACCUAAGGACAGGAAAGGAGAACUUUUCUACUACAUGCAUCAGCAGAUGUGCGCCAGAUACGAUUGCGAGCGUUUGUCCAAUGGCUUGAAUCGAAUGGUAGCUUUCCACAACUUCGAAGAACCACUUGAAGGUUAUGCUGCUCAUCUUACUCACAUUGCUAGCGGUCGAUAUUACGCCGCUCGUCCUAAUGGGUUGGCAAUGCACGAUUUACGCAGUGUCGAUGUCCAGGACAUGGAAAGGUGGACAGAACGUAUUCUUGAAGCCAUCCACAUUGGCAAAGUUAUUGACGCUGAGGGACAUGAUAUCCCAUUGGAUGAAGAGAACGGAGCUGAUAUCAUCGGUGCUCUUAUUGAAUCUAGUGUUGACUCCAAAAACCCUCAAUUCUAUGGCAAUUUGCACAACUGGGGACACGUAAUGAUGGCCUACAUUCAUGACCCUGAUGGUCGAUUUAAAGAAACGCCAGGUGUCAUGAAUGACACUGCCACUAGUCUCAGGGAUCCAAUCUUCUACCGAUUCCAUAGGUUUAUCGAUAACGUUUUCCAAGAAUAUAAGCACACUCUUCCAGUUUACACGAAAGAAAAGCUCAAUUUCCAAGAUGUUCAAGUGACUGAAAUCAAAGUGAAUGCUAAGAUUUCUAACGUAAUCCAUACGUUCAUCCGUGAAGAUGAGUUGGAGUUGUCGCAUUGCAUGCAAUUUGCAACUCCUGGAUCAGUCAGGGCUAGAUACCAUCAUCUUGAUCACGAAGCUUUCUCUUACAUUAUCACCACCGUUAACAACAGCAACGUUGAGAAACAAGGCACAGUUCGAAUUUUCUUGGCUCCAAAAUAUGAUGAACUUGGCAACAUUAUUCCUCUGGAUGAGCAACGAAGGCUCUUCAUUGAAAUGGACAAGUUCUCCAUUGAAUUGAGGCCAGGAAAGAACACCCUUGUAAGGAGUUCAACUGAUUCAAGUGUCACCAUUUCUUCUACCUACACAUUCAAAGAACUUCUUCACGGAGAAGACAUGCAAGAGGACAGGGAUGAAUUCUGCAGCUGCGGAUGGCCCCAACAUCUUCUCGUUCCUAAAGGCAACGACAAGGGCAUGGUCUUCGAUUUGUUUGUAAUGAUCACAGAUGCAGAAAAAGACAAGGUCGCUACCACUGGAAAGACAGCAUGCACUGAUGCCCUCAGCUACUGUGGUGUUAUGGGCGAGAAGUACCCCGAUAAGAAACCUAUGGGAUUCCCCUUUGACAGAACAAUUGUAGCUGAAAGCCAAGAGGAAUUCUGCACUCCAAAUAUGCUGAUCUCCAACGUUAUAGUCCGAUUCCAAGAUUAAGAAGGAACAUUAUCCGUGGACCUUAUACAUGACUUUUACAUAUCGAACAUUGAUUUAUUUUCUGGAAACCGCAGCGAGCCAAGAAAACCACAACUGCGACUGAAAUUGUAAUAAAAUGAGUAUGAUCAUUAAAUCUGACGUUUCUAAGUGA